AACGAUGAUACCACACGAAAUCUUAUCACUUUUCAUAACCUCUGUCUAUGAGUAUUUGAGUCUUGUUCAUUCAAAUCUCUUAGCACAAGAAGAUCUCACACUUUGUUUAAUUUUCAUCUAUGGCAGAAUCAAUUCUGUUCAGCCUUGCAGCAAAUAUUGCAACCAAAUUGGGUUCUUUAGCACUCCAAGACCUUGGAUUGCUGUGGACCGGUAUCCAUGAGGAGAUUGACAAACUCAGAGACACUCUUUCCGCCAUCCAAGCAGUACUUCACGACGCAGAACAGAAGCAGUACAAGAGUUCUGCUGUGAAGGAAUGGGUUUCAAGGCUAAAAGAUGCUUUCUAUGAUAUGGAUGAUUUGAUGGAUGAGUUCUCCUAUGAAUCCUUUCAAAGACAGGUUAUGACCAAACAUAGAACCAACAACUGUACCAAACAAGUAUGUAUUUUCUUCUCAAAAUCUAAUCAAAUUAGAUUUCGUUUGAAAAUGGUUCAUAAAAUAAAAAAGAUCAGGGAGAAACUCGAUACUAUUGAUAAGGAUAAAACUCAAUUCAAUCUUUUUGAUAAUACAAGGGAGAUACGAAAUGAUGAAAUGACACAACGAUCAGAGACUUGCUCUUUUAUACUUGAAGGAGAAGUAAUUGGUCGAGAUGAUGACAAGAAAUGUAUUGUACAUUUUCUAUUGGAUACCAACAUUAUUGCAAAGGAAAAUAUUGUUGUGGUUGCCAUUAUUGGAAUGGGAGGAUUAGGAAAGACUGCCCUUGCUCAAUCUAUCUACGGCCAUAUGAAGGAAAAUAAACAUUUUGAAUUGACAAUGUGGGUGUGUAUUUCUGAAGAAUUUGAUGUCAAAGUAAUUGUUGAAAAGAUCAUAGAAUCUCUCACAAAAAAGAGACCUGAGCCCAACCUUACACUCGAUACCUUACAAAGUAUGCUACGAGAGAAAAUUGAUGGAAAAAAAUACUUGCUUGUCAUGGAUGAUGUGUGGAACGAUGAACGGACGAAAUGGAUUAAUCUAAAAAAAUUUCUUAUGGGUGGAGCUAAGGGAAGUAGGAUUUUGAUCACAACUCGUACCCAUCAAGUUGCACAUAUUUUUGACACAGAUUUGUUCCAUGAUUUAAGUGAACUAGACAAGGACAACUCUUGGGAGUUGUUUAGAAAAAUGGCAUUUUCCAACGAAUCAGAGAUGCUUGAGAAUUCAAAGUUGGUCGGGAUCGGUAAGGAGAUUGUGGCAAAGUUGAAAGGUUCUCCUCUUGCAAUAAGAGUAAUUGGAAGCUAUCUGUAUUCUAAAAAGUCAGAAAAGGAUUGGUUGUCAUUCAAGGAGAACGAACUUGACACAAUCAUGCAACAGAAAAAUGAGAUUCAAUCCAUACUAAAGAUCAGUUUUAACCACCUCUCAUCCAGUUUGAAGCAAUGUUUCACCUAUUGUGCUUUGUUUCUUAAAGAUUUUGAGAUUGAUAAAGAUGAUUUGAUAAAACAAUGGAUGGGAGAAGGCUUCAUUCAACCACAUAAUAAGAAGGCAAUGGAAGAUGUUGGUGAUGAAUAUUUCAAAGAACUCUUGGGAAGAUCAUUUUUUCAAGACAUAAGUAAAAACCAACUGGGAGAGAUCAUGAAGUUCAAGAUGCACGACUUCAUGCAUGAUCUUGCAUGUUUUGUUGGAGAAAAUGAUUAUGUGUUUGCUACUGAUGACACUAAGUUCAUUGACAAAAGGACUCGACAUUUGUCAAUUUCGCCCUUCAUCUCAAAGACAAGAUGGGAAGUCAUUAAAGAAUCAUUAAUAGCGGCAAAGAAUUUGAGAACAUUGAACUAUGCUUGUCACAAUUAUGAUGGUGAUGAAAUCGAAAUCGACUUCUCUAAUCAUUUGCGGUUACGAACAUUGAAUUUAAUAUUUUCUACUCAUGUUCCCAAGUGUAUUGGUAAGAUGAAACAUUUGAGAUAUAUUAAUUUUACUCGGUGUUAUUUUGAUUUCCUUCCCAAGGUAGUUACAAAACUGUACCAUUUGGAAACACUUAUCUUUCGUGAAUGUUUCAAGCUAAGAGAACUGCCAAGUGAUAUUACGAAUUUGAUCAAUCUCAGGCAUCUUGGUAUUAACUCUUUAAUUGAAGGUUUAAGUUAUAUGCCAAAAGGAAUGGGUUCAAUGACUACCCUUCAAACAUUGAAUUUGUUUAUAUUGGGAGAGAAUGAAGGUGGUGAGUUAAGUGAACUUAAUGGAUUGAUUAACUUGAGAGGAUCAUUAAGUAUUCAACAAUUGCAGUUCUGCAAACCCAUUGGUAUAGAAAGUGCUAAACACCUUGAAGAAAAGUCUGGAAUUCAAAAGUUAAAAUUAUAUUGGUAUCACUUGGAAAGGAAAUAUGAAAUUGAUGAUGAAGAUGAGAAAGUUUUAGAGUGCUUGAAACCACAUCCAAAUCUUCAGAAAAUAGUCAUAAAUGGAUACGGUGGAGUGAAGCUAUGUAAUUGGUUCUCAUUUGAUUAUAUUGUCAAUUUGGUCAUUAUAGACCUUUUCAACUGUAAUAAAUUGCAACAGCUCCCUCGAUUUGAUCAAUUUCCUUUUCUCAAACAUCUUAAGCUCCAAUAUUUACCAAAUGUUGAGUUUAUUGAUAAUAACGAUUCUGUUUCUUCUUCGUUAACAACUUUCUUUCCCUCCCUUGAGAAACUGAGAAUCUUUAGGUUACCUAAGUUGAAAGAAUGGUGGAAGAGGAAACUCAUCGAUCAAACUAUUCCACAACAUAGACGUUUGGAAUCAUUGAACAUAAGUGGUGUUAGUUUGCAAGUUUUUGAGUUGGUAAUGGAAAUGGCUACUACAAACAUUAUUGUUGGAUCACAGGAUUCUUCUUCUUCAACUACAUCUAUAUCAUUAUCUUUUCUAAGUAUUGAAGACAUUGAUUUUGAGUUUUUACAAUUCCAUGACUUAUUCUCCAAUAUGACACAUCUUAAGUCUCUUUGGAUAAUAAAUUGCAAGAAUAUAAAAAUGUCUUCUUCUCUUGAUGCUGUGACAUGGAAAGGACUUGGAAGUCUUCGUGAACUUAUGUUGUCCAGCAUCCCUGAUUUGGAAUAUUUGCCGAAGAGUUUGCAAUGUGUGACAACUCUUCAAAGUUUGCAAAUAUAUAAUUGUCCAAAUUUGGUAUCUAUUGAAAGUAUUAGGCAUCUCACCACUUCACUAUCAGUAUUGGAAAUUCAUGGUUGUCCUAAUAUAACUUUCUACCCUCACGAAAUGAGUCAACUCGCUUCACUAGCUAUCACAUUUCAGAAUCGUGGUUGGUCGGAUGUAAGAGGCAGAUUCUUAUUUGCCUAAGGUGAAGGAAGGAAAGAAGAUGACGAUCAGAAACAAUUUGGAAGAGAUGAACAACAUGAAGGAACGACUCAUUGACUUGGGUGUGAUCACUUUUUCAAACUAUCUUUAUUUUAUUAAUUGUGUUUUCAACGAAAUAUCUUUAUAUUUUUUUCCUAUUAUUACUUUGUCAAAUUGUUCAAUUAUUUAGUUGGUGUGAUUUUGUACGUCUUCUUAUUGUAUUGUUGUUGGUGGAGAUUUUGAAUACACUCACCUGGUUUUCACUCCUUUGUCUUAUAUUUGUCUGUAUAUAUUCUUUUUAUGUUUGUUUAUAA
This is a messenger RNA of Cucumis sativus (cucumber), 3595 nucleotides long. Its product is annotated as putative disease resistance protein RGA4. The transcript is spliced from 2 exons. Lineage: Eukaryota; Viridiplantae; Streptophyta; Magnoliopsida; Cucurbitales; Cucurbitaceae. The coding region runs from base 120 to 3284 and encodes 1054 amino acids. The record is from RefSeq and is a predicted model, not a curated record. Gene Ontology annotation, biological process: defense response to other organism. Gene Ontology annotation, molecular function: ADP binding.